This is a messenger RNA of Naumovozyma dairenensis CBS 421, 1281 nucleotides long. It is a transcript of the gene KIN3, whose product is annotated as serine/threonine protein kinase KIN3. Bases 1 to 1281 code for a protein of 426 amino acids. Gene Ontology annotation, biological process: protein phosphorylation; chromosome segregation. Gene Ontology annotation, cellular component: cytoplasm; nucleus; centrosome. The record is from RefSeq and is a predicted model, not a curated record. NCBI's taxonomy places the organism in Eukaryota, Fungi, Ascomycota, Saccharomycetes, Saccharomycetales, Saccharomycetaceae. Gene Ontology annotation, molecular function: protein kinase activity; ATP binding. The transcript has a single exon.
AUGUACCACCGUCAAGUCCAUAAUCAAGAGUAUCAAGUCCUUGAAGAAAUUGGAAGAGGAUCCUUUGGUUCAGUCCGUAAAGUGAUCCAUAUUCCGACGAAGAAAUUAAUGGUUAGAAAAGAAAUUAAAUAUGGUCAUAUGAAUUCGAAGGAGAGACAACAAUUAAUAUCAGAAUGUAAAAUUUUAUCGCAGUUGAAAUUUGAAAAUAUUGUGGAUUUUUAUAAUUGGGAUUUCAAUGAUUCUGAAAAAGUCCUUUAUCUAUAUAUGGAAUAUUGUUCUCGUGGCGAUUUAGCGUUAAUGAUUAAAUCGUACAAGUCAAGGAAUAAGUAUAUUCCUGAAAAGAUAAUAUGGGGGAUCUUAGCUCAGUUACUAAUGGCAUUACAUAAGUGUCAUUAUGGUGUGGAAUUAAGUCCACUUAUAACGAUAUAUGAUAGAAUGAAACCACCAACUAAGGGUAAAAAUAUUGUUAUUCAUAGAGAUUUGAAACCGGGCAAUAUUUUCCUUAGUAAUGAAAAUAAUAAUGAUGAUAAUAAUGAUGAUAAUGAUCAGCAAAAAAAUAAAGAUGAUAAUGACCUUCAUUUGGAAAAUAAUAUACCAAACGCAAGUGGACGUGGAAACAAUAUGAAAGUGGAUUAUAGCCAAGUUGUGGUUAAGUUAGGAGAUUUCGGUCUUGCAAAAUCAUUAGAGACAAGUAUUCAAUUUGCCACGACAUAUGUUGGCACACCAUAUUAUAUGUCUCCAGAGGUAUUAAUGGAUCAACCCUAUUCUCCAUUAAGUGAUAUAUGGUCAUUAGGUUGUGUCGUAUAUGAAAUGUGUUCGUUACAUCCACCUUUCCAAGCUAAAACAUUUUUAGAUUUACAAAAUAAAAUUAAAACUGGUAAGGUAGAUAAGAUUCCUGAAUAUUAUUCCAAUGGAUUAAAUGCGAUCAUUCAUUCUAUGAUUGAUGUGGAUUUAAAGACUAGACCUUCCACAUUUGAACUUUUACAAGAUAUUCAAAUUAGAACUGCAAGAAAGUCAUUACAAUUGGAAAGAUUUGAAAGGAAUCUUCUGGCAUAUGAGAGUGAAUUAGUCAACAUUGAAAAAAUCUUAGAAAAGCAAGCGACAGAGUAUGAGAGAGAAUUGAGUCAUUUGAAAGAACACUUCGUUCAAGCUGUAGAGGAACGUGUAAGGGAAGUUAUUAAUGGUAAGAAAGUUGGCAAAGCGCCUGAAUCAAUGUAUACAAACGGAUAUAGUGAAGGACUUUCUCGCCCAGCGUAUCAUUGGCAGACAAGGUACAGGUAA